Hemibagrus wyckioides is the source of this 799-nucleotide messenger RNA. It is a transcript of the gene ak1, whose product is annotated as adenylate kinase 1. NCBI's taxonomy places the organism in Eukaryota, Metazoa, Chordata, Actinopteri, Siluriformes, Bagridae. Gene Ontology annotation, molecular function: ATP binding; nucleoside diphosphate kinase activity; AMP kinase activity. Gene Ontology annotation, biological process: nucleoside triphosphate biosynthetic process; ATP metabolic process. The record is from RefSeq and is a predicted model, not a curated record. The transcript has 7 exons. Gene Ontology annotation, cellular component: cytosol; cytoplasm. The coding region runs from base 188 to 772 and encodes 194 amino acids.
UCUGUAUAAAGGCACAAGAGGGAGUAGGAGGGGUGCGGUGCAGCAGGAAGACUCGCUGGGAGAGACGGAGAGAGCGAGAGAGAGAGAGAAAGAGAGAGAGAGAGAGAGAGAGGUGGAACACUGAGACGCCACACACAUACAUACACACGGCCAAGAGAGAGAAACAUCCAGAACAUAACACAACACCAUGGCAGAUAAAAUUAAGGAUGCUAAGAUCAUCUUUGUUGUGGGUGGCCCCGGCUCUGGGAAGGGCACUCAGUGUGAGAAGGUGGUGGAGAAGUACGGCUACACUCACCUGUCCUCUGGAGACCUGCUGCGUGCCGAGGUGGCGUCCGGCUCUGAGAGGGGCAAACAGCUCCAGGCCAUCAUGCAGAAAGGAGAGCUGGUGCCCCUGGACACCGUACUGGACAUGAUCAAGGACGCCAUGAUCGCCAAAGCCGACGUGUCCAAGGGCUUCUUGAUCGACGGAUAUCCUCGUGAGGUCAAACAGGGGGAGGAGUUUGAGAAGAAGAUCGGCGCCCCUGCCCUGCUGCUGUACAUCGACGCCAAGGCCGAGACGAUGGUGAAGAGGCUGAUGAAGCGCGGAGAGACCAGCGGCCGCUCCGACGACAACGAGGAGACCAUUAAGAAGCGUCUGGACCUUUACUACAAAGCCACUGAGCCCGUCAUCGCCUUCUACGAGAGUCGCGGCAUCGUCAGGAAGAUCGAUUCAGAGCUUUCUGUGGACGAGGUGUUUAAACUGGUCAGCCAGGCGAUCGAUAACCUGAAGUAAAGAAAAGCUGAUCAGAUGAACUUUGAA